AUGUCGGAGGAGACGAAUUCGAAGUUUCACAUAGCCAUGUUUCCAUGGUUUGCAGUUGGUCACAUCACCCCAUUCCUCCACCUCUCUAACGAGCUCGCCAAGAGAGGCCACAAAAUCUCCUUCUUCUUGCCUAGGAAAGCCCUAAUUCUCUUGGAAAACCUUAAUCUACACCCCAACCUCAUCACCUUCCACCCGCUCACCGUCCCCUCGGUCGCCACCCUCCCUCCGGGGACUGAAACCGCCUCCGAUAUCCCCAUCUCCGACGCUCCCUCUCUCGCCGUUGCCAUGGACCUCACUCGCCGCCAGUUAGAGGUCUCCCUGCAGGCCAUGCGGCCCGACUUCAUCUUCUACGACACUGCCCACUGGAUCCCCCAAGUGGCCAGGCCGCUCGGCAUAAGGACAGUCUGCUAUAAUGUUGUUUCCGCGGCUGCAAUCGCCAUCGUCCUCGUGCCAGCGCGCGAGGUGACCCCAGGGAAGCCGCUCACGGAGGAAGAGCUGGGGAAGCCACCGGUAGGGUACCCAUCAAAUACGGUUGUGCUGCGUGGCAACGAAGCCCGAUCCCUCAUAUUCAUAUCCCUGCCUUUCGGCGACAACAUCACAUUCCAUGGCCGCACCACUACCGCCAUGCGAGAGUGCGACGCGAUCGCCUUGCGGACGUGCCGAGAAAUAGAAGGGGACUUGUGUGCCUACAUCAGCAAUCAAUACGGUAAGCCCGUCUUCUUGACUGGCCCGGUCUUGCCCGAGCCCGCGAUGGAGACGCUGGACGAGAAGUGGGCUGAGUGGCUUAGUCGGUUCGAGCCUGGGUCCGUGGUGUUCUGCGCGUUUGGGAGCCAGCACGUUCUUGAAAAGGGCCAGUUCCAAGAACUCCUGCGAGGUUUUGAGUCCACAGGUUUGCCAUUUUUGAUAGCUCUCAGACCACCAAUCGGGACAAACUCUGUAGAAGAAGCUUUUCCUGAGGGUUUCGAAGAGAGAGUCCGAGGGAGAGGAGUGGUUCACGGCGGUUGGGUCCAACAGCCACUGAUCUUGAGCCACCCAUCCGUCGGGUGCUUCGUGAACCAUUGCGGGUUCGGGUCCAUGUGGGAGUCACUGCUGGGCGAUUGCCAAAUAGUGAUGGUCCCACAUCUGGCUGACCAGAUCCUGAACACGAGACUGCUGGCCAACGAACUGAAAGUGGGCGUGGAAGUGGAGAGAGAAGAGAGCGGGUGGUUCUCGAAGGAGAGCUUGUGCAGAGCCAUCGAGAGCGUGAUGUAUGAAAAGAGUGAAGUGGGUCUGUUGGUGAAGAAGAACCAUGCGAAGUGGAGAGAGGUUCUGGUGAGCCCUAACUUCAUGACUGGCUACAUCAACAGGUUUAUUCAGAAUCUGCAGGAGCUUCAAAUGAAAAAUUAGAGGUAUUGAUAUAGAGAGAUCCUAAACAGCUACAGCUGCAAGUUUGGUGAACGGGCAAAGAUAGCGAAUUACAAAAUCAGUAUAUGUUCCCUCCCAUCAAAGAAUUAUGAGAGUUCCUUCCUACUAUAUAUGGUACAACCAUGCAUUAU
This is a messenger RNA of Eucalyptus grandis, 1535 nucleotides long. RefSeq names its product anthocyanidin 3-O-glucoside 2'''-O-xylosyltransferase. The transcript has a single exon. Lineage: Eukaryota; Viridiplantae; Streptophyta; Magnoliopsida; Myrtales; Myrtaceae. Gene Ontology annotation, molecular function: UDP-glycosyltransferase activity. The record is from RefSeq and is a predicted model, not a curated record. The coding region runs from base 1 to 1386 and encodes 461 amino acids.